AUGGUAUAUACGACAAUGCUAGCAUCAGUGCCACUACUGCUACUACUACUUCGCAUGCUUCAAAGAGCAAGAAGAUGGCUGGAUCUGUUGUGCCAAUACAAGAGGCCUCCGACAGCGGCAUCAACAGCGAUCCGGAUGAUAAUGUUCAUGCUCCUGUGCACGACCAAAAGAACAAUAUAUCUACAAAAGAAGUGCAACAGGGGUCAGCCAGAUGUCGGUUUUAGCGGGUUGAGUGCAGGUGAGCUGUUUACUGUCCUUGUGGAUGAUGGAAAAGAAGAGCAUAAUCACGAUACAGCUGCAACUACGCAAGAAACCGAAGAUAAAGAUAAGCCACACAGUUCAGUCGCUCCGAGGUUGCUUCAACGUAGUUCGCAGAUACGCAUGAAUGAUGACGAAAUUGACGGCGGUGCAAGCAAAUUGGAAGGUACGAUAGGACGUUACAGUAAGGGAAAUCUGUACGAAACGGGUGAGCUUCCUUCAUUGUCUGGGCUCCAAACACCACUACCAUCGUAUGACGAGGCUGCAUCACUCUUUUUAUCAGUUCGUGAAACGACCGCAGGAUCAAUGGAUUGUCCUUGUGGUGUCAGUGAUUCAGAUAAAGAUGCGGCGCUGGGGUUGCCUUACCUUCAAACAAUUCCAUUGGCUUUGAAUGCUGAUGUGGUUGACAUAACGACUGUUUUUUUUAUUUUAAGCAAUGAUUUAGAGGCCAUUUUGAACGAAAGUGAUAGUGAUCUGGAGAAUACAUCACCGUCCAUUGGUGCCGAACUUGCUAGGGACAACGAACAGAAAACAAACAACGACGAGUCGACAUAA
Molecule: messenger RNA, 813 nt
Organism: Peronospora belbahrii
Lineage: Eukaryota; Oomycota; Peronosporomycetes; Peronosporales; Peronosporaceae
Source: the annotation of a GenBank genome assembly